CCUGAGUUUUGCUGAGCGCAUUAUUUGACUGCGAAUAGCCUAGGCUUACAUGACAUUUUAUGGAAUUUCUACAUUUUGAAUAUGACUAGGCCUAUAGUUAACUUUAUUUCACAUUCAUUAAUUUGCAAGUAUGUAUUUAUGGUAGGCUAUUUAAAGCUCUGAGGACAUCAUGGACACCAAUAGAAAGUGGCAGGAGAUUACUUUCAGCAGAAUGCCUACUACAACUAUACUUGAAAGGGCACGCACCUCAAACUGUGACAGCAGCGCGCUAAAUGAAACUAUUUUGACAGUGACAUCGAUCUGUGUCUGACUGUGUCCAUGAUGCGCUGCCUCGUUCAGAAGAAAACAUACCUCGUCAUUUUAUCUCCACUGCUACUGUUCGCCCUCCUCCGCUACUGGACUCGAAGGGCCACCACCACUGUUGACGUGGGACCAGGUCAGAGCUACAAGGCACAGAACGUUCUGAAGGAGAGGCUACAAAAUGUCCAGAAUAGUUAUGACAAUAUCCCAUAUGUCCUGAAGGAAAGUGUGGCAGGGCGUCUGGCACUGAACGUGUGUGUGUGUGAGGCAGAUAAGAAGCCUGCCAUCGACCUGCCUUUUGCCCAAGUGCUGUUCCCCCGUGUCUGGGCUCAGGAUGACUUCCACACAGCCUUCCAGGAGGCAGAGCUGGCUCAGGUGAAAAGUCGCAGGCAGCAGGAGUACAACAGCUUCCAGCAGAGGUACCAGACUCCCGCAGACCUCCUUGUUAUAGCAGAAGCCAACAGUCCCCUACAGUACCCUACCCAGGGGGUGGAGGUUCGCCCUCUCAAGACUAUCGUUAUCCCUGGGUUGGGUCUGAAAGAAAAGCAUAGACAACUUCAUACAGUGAAUCUGACUGCUACCCUGGGGACAUUUGAUGUGUUAGCCACCGUAGACGGGGUCUCCAUUAGAGGACAGGGAGUGAUGCACAUGACUUUGUCCAGUAGACUCCUCUCCACUCUGAACAGACAGCUACAGUUUGUCACCUACACCAACACCUUGUUCCACCCUAGGACGGCUGACACAGUGCAGUUUGAGACUGAUGGACACCAGUCCGUUUUUACCAUAAAGGUUGGACAUGCUGUUAUUCCCAAGCUCUAUCACUCAGGUUACACUGGAGAAUACAACAUAAGCUCACUUGUCACCAUAGCUACCAAGACAUUUCUGCGUUAUGACAAACUGCAGGAUCUGAUUGACAGCAUACGGGAGUUCUAUCCCACUGUCACCAUAGUGAUAGCAGAUGACAACGAGCACCCCCAGCCAGUGAUGGGUCCAUACAUUGAACAUUACAUUAUGCCAUUUGGGAAGGGUUGGUUUGCAGGGAGGAAUCUGGCUGUCUCUCAGGUGACCACCAAGUAUGUGCUGUGGGUGGAUGAUGAUUUCCUCUUCACCUCCAACACCAGGCUGGAGAAAAUGGUGGAGAUCCUGGAGAAGACCACCCUGGACAUGGUGGGUGGUGCUGUGAGAGAAGCUACAGGCUACACUGCUACUUACCGCCACACCAUCUCAGUGGAGGAAGGGGGUGAGGAGGGGGACUGUAUACACAUCAGAAAUGGAUACCAUCAUGUCAUUGAGGGCUUUCCUAACUGUGUCCUAGCUGACGCUGUUAUCAACUUCUUCAUGGGGAGGACAGACAAGAUGCAGCAAGUGGGAUUCGAUCCUCGUCUGAACCGUGUGGCUCAUCUAGAGUUCUUCAUCGACGGGCUUGGGAAUCUCCACAUAGCUUCCUGUGAUGACAUCAUCAUAAACCAUGCAUCUAAGAUCAAGUUGCCAUGGGGCAAGUCGCACAGUGAGAAGGCAUACGCCAAGUUCCGCUACUCCUCAUCGGAUGCUGUCCAAAUCAAAAAUGCCCUUUUUUACUUCAAGAACAGACUCAAAUGCAUGUCUAGUAACUGAAACAGGCUCUACAAGCUAUCACUUGAGGUUUUAAAACUGAGGUUUUUACUUUUGUUACAAUGAGCAGCCAUUUUUUGUCAUCACCAACAGAGGUGUCAUGCCCAUAGGGGGCAUAGGGGCAUGUUCCCCCCUCGGAUUAUAUUUUGUGUAUGUAAUUGUUGUUUCUCUGUAAUACUAUUAGCCACCAAUGAUUUUUAUGAGGUUUUUACCCGGGUUUUAGCAGAGAUUCGGAGAAUAAUAUUUAUCACCAGUCAGGAGGAUACAGACUGCUCAAGAGGGUAUGCUAAGUAACCAGUCAAAUAUACAUAUUUUUUAGAUAUAUGAAGCGUAAUGAUUAUAGAUGGCAGGAAAAAGCUGUUUCGGGUUUUAAGAACAAAUGUAAAAUCGUCAACUCCCGGACGAGGGACAUAAACCCUCCCCCAGCCACCCUCAUGUACUUUGUGCCCCUCUGAUUUUUGGUCACCACCACAGCAUUUGUUGUGGACACAGUGAAUGUGUGGAAACAAACAUUGAAAGUGAAGAACCAAGCCAA
Oncorhynchus mykiss (rainbow trout) is the source of this 2446-nucleotide messenger RNA. RefSeq names its product beta-1,4 N-acetylgalactosaminyltransferase 1. Gene Ontology annotation, molecular function: acetylgalactosaminyltransferase activity. The record is from RefSeq and is a predicted model, not a curated record. Gene Ontology annotation, cellular component: Golgi membrane. NCBI's taxonomy places the organism in Eukaryota, Metazoa, Chordata, Actinopteri, Salmoniformes, Salmonidae. Gene Ontology annotation, biological process: ganglioside biosynthetic process.